AUGUGAUUAAGCGCCGGAGGGGCGGGCUGAUCGAACAGCGGGACAUCAUCAAGGCGCACGAGGCUCACAAGAUGCAGAGCACGCCGCAGGCGAGGCGGAAGGAGUGGGAGAUGGCUCGCUUUGGGGAGGCGGUGGCUGGCCGCCUGGGAUCCGGAGAUGCGGGCUCUGAACAGAACAGGAUCCGCCAAGGACCCCCCGCGCCUUCCGGAGCGACCCCGGGAGCCUUCAAGCAAACCAAAGCGCAGAGGGCCAGGACUAUGGCUCUGUACAACCCCAUCCCAGUCCGACAGAACUGCUUCACAGUCAACAGAUCCCUCUUCCUCUUUGGGGAAGAUAACAUGGUCAGGAAAUACGCCAAGAAGCUCAUCGACUGGCCGCCCUUUGAAUACAUGAUCCUGGCCACCAUCAUUGCAAACUGCAUCGUCCUAGCGCUGGAGCAGCACCUCCCCGAGGAUGACAAGACACCCAUGUCCCGACGACUAGAGAAGACAGAGCCUUACUUCAUUGGGAUCUUUUGCUUUGAAGCUGGAAUUAAAAUAGUUGCUCUGGGAUUUGUUUUCCACAAGGGCUCAUACCUCCGGAAUGGCUGGAACGUCAUGGACUUCAUCGUGGUCCUCAGUGGCAUCCUCGCCACGGCUGGAACUCACUUCAACACCCAUGUGGACCUGCGGACCCUGAGAGCGGUGCGUGUGCUCAGGCCUCUGAAGCUCGUCUCAGGCAUUCCCAGCUUACAGAUCGUGUUGAAGUCCAUCAUGAAGGCCAUGGUGCCCCUUCUCCAGAUAGGCCUCCUGCUCUUUUUCGCUAUUCUGAUGUUUGCCAUCAUCGGCCUGGAGUUCUACAGUGGGAAACUGCACCGAGCUUGCUACACGAAUAAUUCAGGUGAACUGGAAGAACUGGAUCCCCCACAUCCGUGUGGGGUGCAGGGAUGCCCCUUGGGUUACGAGUGCAAGGAGUGGAUUGGUCCCAACGACGGGAUCACUCAGUUUGACAACAUCCUCUUUGCUGUGCUGACUGUCUUCCAGUGCAUUACCAUGGAAGGGUGGACCACAGUGCUGUACAAUACCAAUGAUGCCUUAGGAGCCACCUGGAACUGGCUGUACUUCAUCCCCCUCAUCAUCAUCGGCUCCUUCUUUGUUCUUAACCUUGUCCUGGGAGUGCUUUCUGGGGAAUUUGCCAAAGAGCGAGAGCGGGUGGAGAACCGCAGAGCCUUCAUGAAGCUGCGUCGCCAGCAGCAGAUCGAACGGGAAUUGAAUGGCUAUAGGGCGUGGAUAGACAAAGCAGAGGAAGUAAUGCUGGCUGAAGAGAAUAAAAAUGCUGGGACAUCAGCCUUGGAAGUGCUCAGGAGAGCAACCAUCAAAAGGAACCGGACAGAAGCAGUGAAUCGUGACUCGAGUGACGAACAUUGUGUCGAUAUCUCCUCCGUGGGUACCCCUCUCGCUCGUGGCAGCAUCAGGAGUGCUAAAGUGGAUGGCGCCUCCUAUUUCCGGCACAAGGAGCGACUUCUGCGCAUCUCCGUUCGCCAUAUGGUGAAAUCCCAAGUGUUUUAUUGGACCGUCUUGAGCUUGGUGGCUCUCAACACUGCCUGCGUGGCCAUUGUCCAUCACAACCAGCCUCCGUGGCUCACCCACCUCCUCUACUAUGCAGAGUUCCUGUUCCUUGGGCUCUUCCUCCUGGAGAUGUCCUUAAAGAUGUAUGGAAUGGGGCCGCGCCUUUACUUUCAUUCCUCUUUCAACUGCUUUGACUGUGGGGUCACAGUAGGAAGCAUCUUUGAAGUGGUCUGGGCUAUCUUCAGACCAGGAACCUCUUUUGGGAUCAGCGUCUUACGAGCCCUCCGUCUUCUGAGAAUAUUUAAAAUAACAAAGUAUUGGGCAUCCCUGAGGAAUUUGGUGGUCUCCCUGAUGAGCUCCAUGAAGUCGAUAAUCAGCUUGCUCUUCCUCCUUUUCCUCUUCAUUGUUGUCUUUGCUCUGUUGGGAAUGCAGCUGUUUGGAGGCAGAUUUAAUUUCAUGGAUGGGACUCCUUCUGCAAACUUCGACACAUUCCCUGCAGCCAUCAUGACAGUGUUUCAGAUCCUGACGGGCGAGGACUGGAAUGAGGUGAUGUACAACGGGAUCCGCUCCCAGGGUGGAGUCCGCUCAGGCAUGUGGUCCUCCAUCUACUUCAUCAUCCUCACCUUGUUUGGAAACUACACCCUGCUGAAUGUGUUCUUGGCCAUCGCUGUGGACAACCUAGCCAAUGCUCAGGAGCUGACAAAGGAUGAGCAGGAGGAAGAGGAGGCUUUUAACCAAAAGCAUGCCCUGCAGAAAGCCAAGGAAGUCAGCCCGAUGUCUGCUCCAAACAUGCCCUCCAUUGAGAGGGACAGGAGAAGGCGACAUCACAUGUCAGUGUGGGAGCAGCGUACCAGUCAGCUCCGCAGGCACAUGCAGAUGUCCAGCCAGGAGGGCCUCAACAAGGAUGCCCCUCCCUUGAUCAACCCUCACGCCAGCAUAUUCAGGAGGAAAAUUCCUGGGGAAAAUGUAACCCUGGAGAAGGGUGAAGAGGAUCAUGGAGGCAGCGCAGAGCACCCGCAGGCGGAAUGCCUGGACCAACCCAUCGCAGGCACCAACUCAUGCCCAAGCACCAAAGAGGACCAGAAAAGCCCAUCCCCUCAAGCCACGAGAGACAGGGAACAAUGGCAUCAGAAAUCAUGCCAUGGGAACUGUGAUCUGACUGAGCAGGAUGGGGGAGGGAGAGGAGGCGGAGGGGGAGGCGCAGGGAUUGAAGAUCGAGCACGGUUGAGGCAGAGCCAGAGGCGCAGCCGGCACCGGAGAGUGAGAACUGAGGGGAAGGAGCCAUCUGGGGCCCUGGAGAGCAGGUCAGCCAGCCAAAAGGCCGGCCUGGAGGAAGCCAAUCCCACAGAAGGAGAGCAGGCCAGAAAUGAAGGGGGGAAGGAGGACACGAAUCAGGAGGAGCCACUGGCGGGAGAGGAGCUGAACAGAACCAAUGAAAUCCCAGCCGGUGAUGCUGCCUUUGCUGGGGCUAUGCAGGAAGUGAGUCCCCUCAAAGUCCCCCUUGAGCUCAACGAGGAGAAGAACACUAGUUUGACAGAGCAGGACUGCAGCGGCCUGGACACCAGUGACCAAGCCCUGCUGGGCAGCUUGCAGAUGGAGAUGAGCAGAGCCGUCAGCAGGAGCGAACCCGAGCUGUCCUCCGUCACGGCCAACACGGAGAAAGCCACCGAGAGCACCACCAUCAUGAUUGAUGUCCAAGACUCCACUGUGGUACAGAUUAGCAACAAGACGGAUGGAGAAGCCAGCCCCUUAAAGGAGGCAGAGACAAAAGAGGAUGAGGGGAAAGAGAAGAAGAAACGGAAGAAGGAGAAAAGCUCAGAGACGGGCAAAGCGAUGGUGCCUCAUAGCUCCAUGUUUAUCUUCAGCACGACAAACCCAGUGCGGAGAGCCUGCCAUUACAUCGUGAACCUGCGCUACUUCGAGAUGUGCAUCCUCCUGGUGAUUGCCGCAAGCAGCAUUGCCCUGGCAGCAGAGGACCCUGUCCUGACCAACUCUGACAGGAAUAAAGUCCUGAGGUAUUUUGACUAUGUUUUCACGGGUGUCUUCACCUUUGAGAUGAUUAUAAAGAUGAUAGACCAGGGCUUGAUCCUGCAGGACGGCUCUUACUUCCGAGACCUCUGGAACAUCCUGGAUUUCAUCGUGGUAGUCGGGGCACUGGUGGCUUUUGCCUUGGCGAAUACAUUGGGGACCAACAAAGGCCGGGAUAUCAAAACCAUUAAGUCUCUGCGUGUGCUCCGGGUCUUGAGGCCUCUGAAGACCAUUAAACGAUUGCCCAAACUCAAGGCUGUCUUUGACUGUGUAGUGACUUCCCUGAAGAAUGUCUUCAACAUACUUAUCGUCUACAAGCUCUUCAUGUUCAUCUUCGCAGUCAUCGCUGUCCAGCUGUUCAAGGGCAAAUUUUUCUACUGUACGGACAGCUCUAAGGACACACAGAAGGAUUGCAUAGGCAACUACGUGGACCAUGAGAAAAACAAGAUGGAAGUGAAGUGUCGUGAAUGGAAGCGCCAUGAAUUUCACUACGACAACAUCAUUUGGGCUUUGCUUACGCUCUUCACUGUCUCCACUGGAGAGGGGUGGCCACAGGUGCUGCAGCAUUCAGUGGAUGUUACUGAGGAGGACCGGGGGCCCAGCCGCAGUAACCGCAUGGAGAUGUCCAUUUUUUACGUGGUAUAUUUUGUGGUCUUCCCUUUCUUCUUUGUCAACAUCUUUGUGGCUCUCAUCAUCAUCACUUUCCAGGAGCAAGGAGACAAAAUGAUGGAGGAGUGCAGUCUGGAGAAGAACGAGAGGGCAUGCAUUGACUUUGCCAUUAGUGCCAAACCUCUCACGCGCUACAUGCCUCAAAACCGACACACCUUCCAGUACCGUGUCUGGCACUUUGUGGUCUCCCCAUCCUUUGAGUACACCAUCAUGGCCAUGAUAGCACUGAAUACCGUUGUGCUAAUGAUGAAGUACUAUUCUGCGCCCUACACAUAUGAGCUGGCUCUUAAGUACCUGAACAUCGCAUUUACCAUGGUGUUCUCAUUGGAAUGUGUCCUGAAGAUCAUAGCUUUUGGCUUCCUGAAUUAUUUCCGGGACACCUGGAACAUCUUUGACUUCAUCACUGUGAUUGGCAGCAUCACCGAAAUCAUCUUGACAGAUACCAAGCUGGUGAACACCAGCAGCUUCAACAUGAGCUUCCUGAAGCUGUUCCGGGCUGCUCGCCUCAUCAAACUGCUCCGCCAGGGCUACACCAUCCGUAUCCUGCUGUGGACCUUUGUGCAGUCCUUCAAGGCCCUCCCAUAUGUCUGUCUCUUGAUCGCUAUGCUUUUCUUCAUAUAUGCAAUCAUUGGGAUGCAGGUUUUUGGGAAUAUCAAAUUAGAUGAAGAAAGCCACAUUAACCGUCACAACAACUUCCGCAGCUUCCUGGCCUCCCUUAUGCUCCUUUUUAGGAGUGCCACGGGUGAGGCAUGGCAGGAGAUCAUGCUGUCAUGCCUGCAAGGCAAAGGCUGUGAGCCAGACACCACGGCAACGUCCGGACAGCACGAGAAUGAGCACUGUGGCACGGAUCUGGCUUACGUGUACUUCGUCUCCUUCAUCUUCUUUUGCUCCUUCCUGAUGCUCAAUCUGUUUGUGGCUGUCAUCAUGGACAAUUUUGAAUACCUGACUCGGGAUUCCUCCAUCCUGGGGCCUCAUCACUUAGAUGAGUUUGUCCGGAUCUGGGCGGAGUAUGACAGAGCUGCGUGUGGCCGCAUCCAUUACACUGAGAUGUAUGAAAUGCUGACUCUCAUGUCACCACCGCUAGGCCUCGGCAAGAGAUGUCCCUCCAAAGUGGCCUAUAAGAGGCUGGUGCUGAUGAACAUGCCUGUGGCCGAGGACAUGACGGUCCAUUUCACCUCUACCUUGAUGGCUCUGAUCCGUACGGCACUGGACAUCAAAAUCGCUAAAGGUGGUGCAGACUGGCAACAGUUGGAUUCGGAGCUGCAAAAGGAGAUUCUGGCCAUCUGGCCUCACCUGUCCCAGAAGAUGCUGGACGUACUAGUGCCCCUGCCAAAAACUUCUGACCUGACGGUGGGCAAAAUAUAUGCAGCCAUGAUGAUCAUGGACUACUAUAAGCAGAGCAAAGCAAAGAAGCAGAAACAGCAGCUGGAGGAACAGAAAAAUGCCCCUAUGUUCCAGCGCAUGGAGCCCUCAUCUCUGCCUCCAGAGAUCCUUUCUAAUGCCAAAGCUUUGCCUUACCUCCAGCAGGACACCCUUUCAGGCCUGAGCAGCCGGAGUGGGUACCCGUCGCUGAGUCCACUCUCUCCUCAAGAGAUAUUCCAAUUGGCUUGUAUGGAUUCGACACAUGGGCAGUUCCAGGAGCAGCAAUCUCUGGAGCCAGAGGUUAGAGAGUUUCAAAGCGUGCAGCCCUCUAACCGUGGCAACUAUCUCCCCGUGGACACUCAGGAGCGCGCUGUAUCUGGGAGGGCCUCCUCCAUGCCACGCCUGACUGUGGAUCCCCAGGUGGUUACAGACACAAGCUCUAUGAGACGAUCAUUCUCCACCAUCCGGGACAAGCGUCCUAACAGCUCCUGGCUGGAUGAGUUCUCCAUGGAGCGAAGCAGUGAAAACACGUACAAGUCACGCCGGCGCAGUUACCACUCCUCGCUGCAGCUGUCUGCUCGCCGCCUGAAUGCAGACUCAGGCCACAGGUCCGAGACACAUCGCUCGGGCGGAAGAGAACGAGGGCGAUCCAAAGAACGCAAGCACCUGCUGUCCCCAGACAUCUCCCGCUGCAACUCGGAGGAGAGGAGUCCGCAGGCAGAUGGCGAGUCUCCUGUCCGGCGCCAGUCCAGGUCACCCAGCGAGGGCAGGUCACAGACGCCAAACAGGCAGGGCACGGGCUCCCUGAGUGAAAGCUCCAUCCCCUCUAUAUCUGACACCAGCACCCCGAGACGAGGUCGCCGGCAACUCCCUCCGGUCCCCCCGAAGCCACGGCCGCUCCUCUCCUAUGCCUCCAUGAUGCGGCACCCUGGUGACACAUCCCCACAGCCCGAUGAGAGCGAGGGGGGGUCCCCUCUAUUUUCCCAGGCGCUGGAGACGAACGACACCUGCCUGACCGAGUCUUCCAGCUCUCCGCAGGGAAAGCAGAGCCGGCACUCCACUCCCCAGCGGUACAUCUCGGAGCCAUACCUGGCCCUGCAUGACGACUCCCAUGCCUCAGACUGCGGCGAGGAGGAGACACUCACCUUUGAGGCUGCUGUCGCCACCAGCCUUGGCCGCUCCAACACCAUCGGGUCAGCCCCUCCCUUGCGGCACGGCUGGCAGAUGCCCAACGGGCACUACAGGAGAAGGAGGAGAGGGGCAGCACAGGGGGUGAUGUGUGGGGCUAGCAUCGACGUGCUAAGUGAUACGGAAGAAGAUGACAAGUGCUAGAGGCCGCUCCCUCCUUCUGUUGCAUGCUCUUCGCCACGCGUGGGAAUGAAACGAACCCAAAAUCAAAUGCAGGAGAAAUAAAAUCUUUGUGCAAAAAAACUUUGAACCCGCUGACCCCUCCCCCCCCUUUUUUCUGCACAAAGAAGCAUUUGAUUCGCUUGCACACCUCUGGUCCAGUAAGGCUCAUGCACCAGUGGGAUGAGUGUGGAAACCAUGGAAAUGCCCCUCCCAAGCAAAACAGGACUUUAUGCCUAUGGGAAACCAGAGGGUGGAUCUGCUGCCAAGCAAAACUCAGCAGAAAGCAGCCAGGACCAUGAGAUUUAUUUGUAUUUGCCUUGGUCCCUUGAAGCUUGGCAAAAGAUCCCAGCAGGCGGCUUUGGGCAUGUUUCAUUUUUCCCUUGGGAAGUCGGAGUGGGAGGAUUGAGACAGAUGCGGGGCCCUUCCAGAGAAACGGACACCAUCACUGGGGUUCUCUUGUGCUGCCCGUGGCUUUUGGUUUGCUUCCCAGAUGCAUUAGCAACAAAACUGC
Mauremys mutica (yellowpond turtle) is the source of this 7467-nucleotide messenger RNA. It is a transcript of the gene CACNA1E, whose product is annotated as calcium voltage-gated channel subunit alpha1 E. The coding region runs from base 72 to 6938 and encodes 2288 amino acids. The record is from RefSeq and is a predicted model, not a curated record. Gene Ontology annotation, molecular function: high voltage-gated calcium channel activity; calcium ion binding. Gene Ontology annotation, cellular component: neuronal cell body; voltage-gated calcium channel complex; membrane. NCBI's taxonomy places the organism in Eukaryota, Metazoa, Chordata, Testudines, Geoemydidae. The transcript is spliced from 48 exons. Gene Ontology annotation, biological process: chemical synaptic transmission; calcium ion import across plasma membrane.